Rhododendron vialii is the source of this 1721-nucleotide messenger RNA. RefSeq names its product GATA transcription factor 24-like. Bases 323 to 1405 code for a protein of 360 amino acids. Gene Ontology annotation, biological process: regulation of DNA-templated transcription. Lineage: Eukaryota; Viridiplantae; Streptophyta; Magnoliopsida; Ericales; Ericaceae. The record is from RefSeq and is a predicted model, not a curated record. Gene Ontology annotation, molecular function: protein binding; sequence-specific DNA binding; zinc ion binding. The transcript has 11 exons.
AUUUUGCUUAUUGGAGUCUCUUCGAGGAAACAUAGAGGCGUCAGCUGCAAAUCGUUGCUAUUCUGGCUGUUUUUUCUGAUUUCUUGUCUUCUUUCUUCUUCCUCAUCGCCAUACUCUCUCUCUCUCUCUCUCUCUCUCUCUCUCUCUCUCCACCCGCUCGCUAGUUGCAUAUCUGUUCGAUUCGAAAUUAGUUUUCAGUUUGAAAGCCUAAACUCUGGUUCUUCAAUGAAACAGGGCGUAGAGGUCCCUCUGAACCAACUAGGGUUCAACUUUUGAAUCUUCGAAAUCCCAUUUCCAUGUCGUUGUACUCGUUCGAGUGCUGAUGGCGGCGGCGUAUCCACAACCACUUCAAGUUCGUCCCUCGUUCGAGGAUCGCUUGGCCUUGCAUGUCGACGAGGACGAGGACGGAGAGUACGAGGAGGCCGACGGCGGCGACGGUGAUAUGGACGAGGCCGACGUUCACACGAUUUCGGCUAAUCAACCCGACCGCCGCGACCGAAGAGGCGGGGGUGUGGCGGCGGCGACAUCUCGGACUAGUGAGCUGACUCUCGCUUUCGAAGGGGAGGUCUUUGUGUUCCCCACUGUAACACCAGAAAAGGUGCAAGCAGUGCUCAUGCUUCUAGGAGGAUGCGAAAUACCAACUGGAGUCCCCACAGUUGAUAUUCCACUUUGUCAAAGGAACCAGGGUGUGGAUGAUAACCCAAAGCAUGCAAAACUUUCACGUAGACUCGCCUCCCUGGUCAGGUUUCGUGAGAAACGGAAGGAAAGAUGCUUUGACAAGAAAAUCAGGUACACCGUGCGAAAGGAGGUUGCUCAAAGGAUGUACCGUAAGAAUGGUCAGUUUGCUUCAUUGAAAGAUAAUUCAGGGUCUUCUCUGUGGGAUACUCCGAAUAGUUGCCUUCAAGGAGAUGGCACACCUCAACCAUCUCCUCAAUCAGAAACUGUUGUUCGAAGAUGUCAACAUUGUGGUGUUGGUGAAAAUUCUACCCCUGCCAUGCGACGUGGCCCAGCUGGACCAAGAACACUCUGCAAUGCAUGUGGGCUUAUGUGGGCAAACAAGGGAACCCUGAGAGAUCUGAACAAGGGGGGGAGGAAUAUUUCUUUGGACCUCAUAGAACCGGAAGUACCUAACGACAUUAAGCCUUCAAUCAUGGAAGGAGAAGAUUUUUCUGGAAACCAUGGUGAUCCUGGAACACCUGCAGAUCUUUCUGCAGCUAUAAAAGGAAGAAUGGAAAAACCUUCUGUCAGUCCAGACGAGGAAGAUUCUUGUGGAAAUGCUGAAGAUACAGAUAGCUUGCCAGCGGGGAUAGUUGAUUCUUUCCACAGUCUUGAUGAACAGGAAACUCUUCUUGAGUUUGCAAGUGCUUCAGAAACUGAGAUUGACAUCCCUCCUAACUUUAUCUAGUAGGAUAGAACAUUGUACAGCUCCCCUUUGAAGGGAAGAGGAAGCAGUAACUCUCAGCUCUCUCUCAGAGAGAGGUACACUGCUGGUUCUGCCACACCUGUCGUUAGAACAUCUGAGGAGUGCUUAUUGUGUAUUUAUUAGUAGAUCUUUUUAGGUUUUGGGAAAGUGAUUGUUAGAAUUCGUUCAUAACAGAGUUGUUGGGAGAUGGUGUUUCAAGCACCUUAACAUGUUCCGUAUAUGUUGCCAUUUUUCUAGGGCUUUUCCUUGUUGGAAUAGUUGAAUUCUUUUCCCUUAAUCUAGUUUUAGUGUUGCUCAA